AGUGGAUUAAGAUAAGUGAAAUAAAAAAUUGCUAAAUAUUCCAAAUGGGCAAUAAAAGCCCAUUAUGGCCCAGUGUCAUCAACUACAACAUCAGCAUGAAUUUUUGCCUCUGUGUGAUGUACUAUUUAACAUUAUUUCAUUAGCAUCCUAUUUCUGCGAUGUUGUCUUUGAUUUUGCGAUGGUAUAUGCCCUUGCCCAUCAAGUAACAACAUCGCCCAUACUAUUUCCAUUGAGCAUCACUUUUAUAACAACUUCUCUGUUGAUUUCUCAGAUCGUUAGUUUGCGAUGGUAUCUCUGGGGAGCUAGAGGUAAAUUAACAAACGCACCAAAUAAUUGUCAUGUAAAUCCAGUGAAGAGAAUUGGCAAUUGGACUGUAGGCUGCGUUCUAUUACUUCACUCCACCCAAGUCGGUGUACUAUGGAGAUACUUCAAAUUAUUUAUUCCAGUAAAUUUAACUUUUGUGAAGCACGAGGUACGGGAGCUCUGUGUAUUACGGCUGAUACACGCAUUCUGUGAGGCCGCUCCAAUGCUACUUCUGCAGCUCUACGUUUUGUUCGGCGCUAUCGACGGUGAUAGGAUAGAAGCCGAGAAAUUGAACGAAAGUGAGAGCAAGGACGGCGGUAAAUUAAAGGAGCUGACACUAGUGUCGGCAGGACUGUCCUUAUGGAGUGUGUGCUGGGCGGUUGCCAGUUUCAGCAAAGGUGCCGCGCGUCUGCGUAAUCUAGAACGUUUAGUGCUAACAUGGUUGGGAGUGCUGGCGCAAUUAUUUUGGCGUCUGGGGACAGUGAGUGCUCGCGUCGGAGCAUUGGUCGCGUACGCUUCGUUGUACGGCGGACAGUGGCUGCUGAUCGUGAUGGCUCUCCACUGGUUAUCCAUGUUGACGUGGUUACUGCUCACGCCGGACGGACUCUUCCACGGUGGCGAGCGUCUUUCCCUUCUUAGGAAGACUUUCCUCGCUUCUCUCCUUGCUUUUGUGUAUAUAUUUGCAUACGUUAAUCUACAUGAGACGAAUCAUCGUCAAAAAAUGGUGAUAUUUUACACUGUAAUGUUCUUGGAGAACAGUUUACUCAUCGGCGUGUGGAUAGCUGGUGUUAAUCGUGCCGAUCUUUUGUCUCACCAGCAUCAUCUACAUCCAGUUACUCUAGUACUUCUUCUACUAGCUUUAUUUUUUGGUGGCAUGUUUUUCAUGGGUCUUUAUUACAGAUUUUUUCAUGUAAGAAGAUUAAGGUACGAGGCUGGUGGGAGAAUGACUGGUUCGAAUCUCACUACAUUAUCGAAUCAGGACAAUGCGGAAGAGAAACAGAUAGACUAUAACGAGGGAAAGAAAGUUAAUAUUAGUAUUAGCAUGAGGAAAGUUAAAUUAAGUAACGGCGGCAUACCAGGUGUGUUCAAUUGCCGUUUCGCAAAUCCAACGGCUGUUGUAAAUCCGAAUCGCAAGAAGAAGAAACCAACCAGCUUUGUACCACCGCCACCGCCGCAAUCGCAGAGCACGGUGAUGAGUUCCGUAACGGCGAUAGGUGACUCAAAACAGUGGCUCAACAUGGGCAAUGGAUCGCGGCAAUUGAUUCCAUUUUGGAAGAAACCGAUAUCUUCUAAUGUAGUACAGAACGAUGGUUCCAACGAGCACAAAGACGAAACUGAUAUGGCAAUCGGCGGCUCGUUGAAUGUCACGUUAAUACGCGAGAAAUUGAAAGAGAAAAAACAACAACAACUUCGAGAAUUGCGAGCGAUACAGGAGGAGAUCAAAGAAGGUAAAUUGUUCCCACCUCCUUCCGCUUCUACAUCCUCUUUUUCGUCCUCCCCUUCCGCAUCUAAUCAGCAACCACCACCAAACACGAAAUUGCAUACCUCUCCGAGUUCCCCGUUAUUCACGUCUCCACCGUCGUUCUGCGAGCAGAACGGUGGUAAUGCCUUAUCGUCUUGGCCGCCCAUCAAAAUGCAUUGCCUCUUACCUCCACCACCUUCCUCUCCGUAUUAUCCUAAUCCCUCGAAUCCGUGGAGAGCAGCGCCUCAACGAGAACGGGCGGACACGCCAGAGAUAUUAUUAGCACCGCGAUGUCUUCCGCAUCAUUAUCCCCAUUGGUCACCGCCUGGACAUCUCAGUCAUAGAUUGCAUGCGAAUCAGAACGGCGUCGAAGAAAGUUCUAAAGGUGAGGGCGAUGGAGAAGCGGAAGUCAGCGACAUGGAAGGUAGUCAAGUCUCGUUACCUAGGAGUUAUACGUUACCUCGCGAAUUCAAAUAUAAUCCUAACAGCGCCGUGAGAGAACGAGAGCGUCGCGUAGGAAAUAAUAAAAUAUAUUCUUCGCGUUUUUAUCUUCCGUCCACCAAUAGCUCCGACGGCGAUGUAGAUAGUGCUGAUAAUGAGGACGAAACGGAUUCAGAAGCACAAACGAAGGCCAAUCAUGUUCACAAUUACGAUGAAAUCUUGCAGAGGCGUCAUAUAUACGAAAAUAAUGAAGAGAACGACGCCGCAAAUCCUAAUGCAGAGUACGGCGCGUCUAACAUUAUGUCUAACAAUUGUUAUUCGAACAAUUCUCAUGGUGUCCUACGACCGAGUCAAUUACUCCGAACACGAGUGAAACAUGAAACAAAACUGUAAGUUGUACUGUAACACAUAAUUGCGAAUCUUGUCAUGCAUGACACGUUGUGUUCAAAAAGAUCUUUCAGAAAUUAUCUUUUUACUAAUUGUUAACAGUAUAAGACUGUUGACCUCGCAAUAGAAUAGGUAUAAAUAUUUAAUAGUAUAAUACAUGAUACAUGCAUAUACACAACAAUACAUUAUAUUUCUUUUGUGAGUGUAUUAGCAUGCAUUACUUGCGAUAUAAUCUAAUAAAAUGUAAUUUAAUUUUUUCGUGGCAUUCUGCAUAAUAAAAUUGUGUGAAUGGGAGAACCACGACAAAUCGAGUAUAUAAUAGAGUGCAUCUUAAGAAAGCACAAAUGACAAAUACGAAUACAUGACUUACACUAUCGAAAUUCGUGUACGACGGAUAUUUUAUAUAAUGCAUAGUUACCUGAAUAGAAAUCGUACACCUUUCAUCCGUUAAUUAUACAAGACAUGU
Messenger RNA from Trachymyrmex cornetzi, 3059 nucleotides. RefSeq lists its product as uncharacterized. Lineage: Eukaryota; Metazoa; Arthropoda; Insecta; Hymenoptera; Formicidae. The record is from RefSeq and is a predicted model, not a curated record. Gene Ontology annotation, cellular component: membrane. The coding region runs from base 65 to 2599 and encodes 844 amino acids. The transcript has 9 exons.